Molecule: messenger RNA, 1851 nt
Organism: Gastrolobium bilobum
Lineage: Eukaryota; Viridiplantae; Streptophyta; Magnoliopsida; Fabales; Fabaceae
Exons: 1
Coding region: 1-1851 (616 amino acids)
Molecular function (GO): nucleic acid binding; zinc ion binding
Source: RefSeq, a predicted model, not a curated record
AUGGAAGAUCAACCUAUGGAUGAUCACAUGGCAGAGGAGGAGAUCCAGGUGAAUGUGACUAGCAACAGGGGAAAAAAGAAGGAGGAGUCAGGUGAUUCAUCUAACAGGAAGUUGGUGUCAUAUAAAGAUUCUCUUAUUGGUUUUAAUGGAGGACCUCAUGCUGCUGAUAACGAUGAGGAAGAUUGGGUAGAACAACUACGUAAGGAAGAAGACGAAGAAGAAGGGGAUGAGGUCUUUGUUACAGUUGAUGGUGAGGAGGAUCCUCUUUGCCCAACGUACUCUUUUCCAAAAGCCUUGCAUUUAGAAGGUUGCAGACGUUGGAGACAGGCAGUGAUUGUGAAACUUCUGGGGAAGAAAGUUGGAGUUAGAUUCUUACUCAAUCGUUUACUGAGAAUGUGGAAUAUCUCAGGCACAUAUGAGUUCAUUGAUCUGGAGAAUGACUACUUUUUGUUCCGAUUUUCCAAUAAGAAUGAUUACUCUCAUGUUUUAGAGGAGGGUCCUUGGAUCAUAGCUGAUCAUUAUGUGGUAGUUCAACGGUGGCGUCCAUUUUUUAAUCCUUAUGAUGAUGAGAUAAGAAAGCUGGCAGUUUGGAUUCGUAUUCCAGGACUUCCUAUUGAAUUCUAUACCUCUCAUCAUUUGUGGAAUAUAGGGAGUAUUUUUGGUCGCACAUUGAAGAUUGAUAGGAACUCUAUUAGGAAAUGUGAUUCUGGUGAAGGUGAUAUUACAGAGAGAGCAAAGUUUGCUAGAAUUUGUGUAGAAGUUGAUCUUAGGAAAUGCUUUUUGUCCAAAUUCUGGAUUGCUGAUCGUAUCUUCCACGUUGGAUAUGAGGGUCUCCACUUAGUUUGUUUUGCUUGUGGAAAGUAUGGUCAUAGAAGGGAUCAGUGUUCCCAUAGUAAUCUUCAACAAGAUAUUACAGCUUAUUCUCCUGAAGUUUCUGACUCGGUGGUGCAUAAGCAGUCGGAAAAAGAUUCUGUUCCGGCGAAGGAGGAACCGUUUGGGAAUUGGAUGCUGGUGCAGCGUAACCGUCGUUCAAGGAGCAUAGCACAAUCAAAGGAGGAAUCAAGGAGCAUAACACAAUCAAAGGAGAAAUCAUUACCAUCGGGUAGGAGACAAGUUGGCGUUGUUAAUAAUGCAGUGUUACGUAAUAAGGCAGUUUCCAAUUCUGAUCCUAAUCACAGACAGGUCAUUCAAUCAGGUUCAAGAUUUCAAGCUAUUGCUGAGUUGGCUCAAAAGGAUAAUAAUAUCUUAAUUAUUUCUGAUUCUCCAGUGAUUGAUUCAAUCAGCAUUGAAUCUGGUCUGACACGAAUUAAUCAUGGGGAAUUAAUUGCUCAUAAUGAAGAACCGUUGGUGAAAAAGGAUAUUCAAAUGGAAACAGUUUCUCCAUCUGCUAACCUAUCUGCGGGCAAGUCGAGAAAAGAGGUCCAAAGUCAAGGAGUAAAAUUCAAAGAGAACCAAAAGAAGAAAGCAACUGCAUCAUCUGCUAAAGUUCAUCAGCUGGUCCAGAAUGCUAAUAUUAGCAAAGGCAGAUUAAAUGCUUCAAAAGGUGCAGAAUCUCAAAAGAAUAAUUUUAAACUUGAUUCUCAGAAGAAUAUGUCGGAGGAUUUCCAAGAUAGACAAAUUGUCUUGCACCCUUCUUUAUCUAAAUUCCAGAGGAAGACGUCUCAUGUGGUUAAUGAUCAGCAAGAGACUCUUCCUUCUUCUAGUGGCUUGGAUAAUGGAGGUAAACAUGGAAGACCACCAGAUGCUCUUACGUUAAUGAGGAAUUUUUAUCAAACUCACAAGGAUUCUAUCCCUUUGGAUAAUUUGGACGUUUUGGGUGCGACUUCGGUCUAUACCAAUGCUCUUUCUUAG